AUGCCGGCGCCCGUGGGGCUUCUGGCUCUGGUCCUGCUUGGGACGAUGGCAGGAAGGACUUCGGGGAAAACUGAAGAUUCGUCGGGGGGACAGGCGGCCUCCUGCAUGACAGGGUGUGCGGGGUCUACUGGACCCCACCUCCCUGUGGGCACCAGAUACAUCUAUGGCUUUGCCACCAACACCAGCACCGGCCUGCAGGGGGCCCCCGUGGAGGGCAGUGGCCUCGGUCUCCAAGGCUUGGCGGAGAUCGACGUGAUUGGCCCGUGCCAGAUGCUUCUACGGCUCCGGGACUUCCGGGUGACGUCCAUCCUGGGGUCUGAAGCGCGGCUUCUGCAGGACUCGCAGAGUUUGGGCGCCACCCUGGGCCACCACCCACUGCGCUUCGUCCUGCGUGCUGGGCGCGUGGCCCACCUGUGUCCCCAUCGAGACGAGCCACGCUGGGCGCUGAAUGUGAAGCGGGCGAUGCUGAGUGUCCUGCAGGGCCACCCAGGUGCCCACAGCCCCGAGACCCUGGAGGAGGUGGACGUCCUGGGCCGGUGUCCCACCACGUACCAGCGCCAUGGGCACCUGCUCCUCAAGACCAAGGACCUGGCUCGGUGUUCCCUGCGCAGGGUGCGCGCCUCCCUGGCUUCCCAGGCUGUGCCAGGAGGGCAGCCCGGCCUGGCCUCCAGCCUCAGCUGCCUCCAGAGCUUCCAGGCGGGCGCCCUGCAGGAGGCGUCCUGUGAGGAGCUGCACUCCGUGGUGCCGCUCUCCGAGAGGGCGGCCGGGGUGCACACCCGCACCCUGUCCUCGCUGGUCCUGCUGAGCCAGGCGCCUCGCGAUCCGGCUGCCCCAGAUCCAGAUGACGCAGACGGUGGGCACGGGACCCCACGCAGCCUGCUGUAUGAGUGGGAGGAGACCCCGGCCCAGGCCACGGUGGCAUCAGUGGCCGAGUUGGUGAGGAAGCUGUGUGUGGCUCAGAGCGUGAGCUUUGAGGCCUCGGAGCUAUUCCUGACGCUGGUGUCUGAGCUGCAGGGUCUGGCUGCCCCCGAGCUGGUGGAUCUCUGGCGCAGCUCGUCCUCGAGGUGUCCAGGCCACUGGCAGCCGCUGGCGGCCGCCCUGCCCUCCUGUGGCACCGAGCCCUGCGUGCGCCUCAUGACGGAGCUCAUCGUCGCCGGGGAGGUGGAGGCCGAGGAGGCAGAGGCGUGGCUCCGGUCGCUGGCCUUCAUCUCGCAGCCCACAGAUGCCAUGGUCCACAUGCUGCUCCCGUUGCUGCAGACCCCGGGGGCCGGCCCCAGCGCCUUCCUUGGCAUCUCAGCCCUGGUGCACAACCUCUGUGCUACCCUGGACGGGCCCUGCGGGCAGCUGCCUGGCGUCAGCUCCCUUGUGCGGGUCCUGGGAGAGGCCUUGGGUGCCAACUGUACCUUUACAGAACCUUUGGACACCAGCCAGCUGCAGGUCGUGCUGAAGGCGAUCGGCAAUGCUGGCCUGGCAGCCGCAGCCCUCACGCCUGUGCUGAGCGCCUGCGCCUCCCUGCGGAGCGUCCGCCCCGAGCUCCGGCUGGCGGCCAUCCAGGCCUUCCGGAGGGUCCCCUGCUCUGCAGAUCGCUCGGUGCUCUCCCGCCUGUACCGGGCCCCCGAGGAGGACGCCGAGAUCCGCAUCACUGCCUACCUGGCCCUGAUGCGGUGUCCUGGGGCGGAGGUGUUUGCCCAGGUGCGGCGCACCCAGGCUGCCGAGCGGUCCACCCAGGUGGGCUCCUUCGUGUGGAGCCACCUCCUGCAGCUGCUGGAGACGGACGACCCCCUGAAGCAGGCGCUGCGAGAAGCCCUCCCCGAGGACAUCGUCAGCCAGGAGCUCAGCCCCGACGGCUGGAAGCACUCGUCCUACUCGGACGUCACCUUCCGCUCAGCGUCCGGCAGCCUGGGAGCCAACCUGGAGAGGAGCCUCCUCUUCUCACCUUCGUCCUUCCUGCCGCGGGCCGCCAUGGCCAACCUGACCAUCCACGCCCUAGGCCGUGCCUUCAACGUGCUGGAGCUGCGGCUCCGGCUGGAAGAUGCCGAGGACGUCGUCCACAGGCUGUUGGGCCAGAAGCCAUCCUGGGGGCAGGAGGAGCAGAGAGAGGCCCAGCCGGAGAGUCCGCCGGGACCAGAGCCGGGGCCGACCACCAGGCCUGAGUGUCCGGGAGAGAGACCCAGAGGGAUGAGAGACGCACAGCAGAAGGUGGCCCAGAGCCGUGGGGCCCGGCAGGGGCUAUGGUGUGAGCUGAGCCUGAAGGUGUUUGGGCACGAGCUGAGCUUGGUGAACUGCGGGUCCCUGGGGCGGCUGGCGGAGCAGCACCUGAAACUGGCUGAGCUGGGGACCAAGCUCCUGCAGGGGCAGGAGGUGCGCGUGACCCGGAGGCUGAGCCUGGCCGCUGCAGAGCUGGUCUUCCCCACCCUGUCUGGCCUUCCGGCCCGGCUCACCCUGAACGUCUCAGCCGCUGUCAGCGUCCGGGUCCGAGGAAGGGCCGUGUUCCGACAGCGUGCGGAUCUCUCUCUGAGCGGCUACGUCAAGCCCAGUGCCCUGCUCCGGAUCUCGGCCCAGAUGGGCACGGCGGGCGUCCUGGGGCAGGCUGGGCUGAGGUGGGUGACCAGCAUCCGGGGCACUGCCGGCCUGGACGGCGGGAUCCAAGCGAAGAAGGGCCAGGACCUCAAAGUGCAUCUGAACGCGCCCGAGGAGACCACGGAGCUGUUCAGCUUCAGCUCUGAGCUAUAUCUCAUCACUGGGGAUGGCGUGCGGAGCCUCAGCCGCCAUCCCAGCCCGCCCGAGGCUCCGUCCUGCACCAGCGAGGAAGUGGCCCGCGCCUGGGGCUGGCAGCUGUGCACGGCAGUGGCUUGGCCGGCGCCUGGCCGGCCCUACCUGCUCUCCGUGCCAGUGUUUGUGGCUGUGACGCUGAGGAAGCAGGACCGGGGCCUCCGCCAGUAUGUUCUGGAAGCUGCCUCUACCCUCCACCCCCAGGACAGCUGGCUCCCGCAGGUGGCCGCCGCCCACCUCUACCUGGGCACGCCUGGCUCGGAAGUGCCAAGGGACGUCGGGGUGGACGUCAGCUACAGCUUGCCCGGGAGGCGGCUCCGGCUCAAACUCCUGCACCCCAGGAAGAAGAUGGAGCUGGACGGCAAGAUGGAGGCCCUGGGGAGUGCUCUUGUGGGUCACCUGGAGCUCGUGCUGGAUGACAGGGACGUCUACUAUGUCAAGGGCUGGAGUGACCUGCAGCCGGCAGCUGAUGGCGGGGCCCGGCAGCUGGAGGCCCAGCUGGAGGCAAAGCUGGUGACGGCCGGCAGCCCCGUGGUCAUCACGGGGAACCUCACGUGGCAGGCAGGCAGCAAGUUGGCCUUCUCGGCGUCGCUGAGCCACCUGCUGGGUGACCCGGCACAUGUGACAGUGCUGCUGGAGAAGAAGGUGGAAGCCGGACUGCAGGUGGCGGCCGUGAGUGGUGAGCUCCUGGCGCCGGGACUCCUGGGGCUGCACGUCCUGGGCCGGCUGCAGCAGAGGGGCCGCCUCCGGAGCAGCACCCUGAGGAUCAGAUACGGCCUCCUGGGUCAGGCCGAGCAGCCGGUACAUGAGUGCAGCAGCAGCCAGAAGCUACAGGUGCAGAGCCGCGCCAUGGCCAUGGACGUGUCCACGCUGGAGCUGGACCACGAGUUCCACUGCACGCAGAUCCCGGCCUUCAGCCACAAGGUCCAGCUGCGGCACCAGGAGGGCCCAGGCCACCUGCACUCACAGAUGGAGGUGAGCUAUGGGAAGCAGUGGAGUGACAGCGGCAAGAAGUGGCUGCGGCUCAGCCAGACCUUCAGGAAUGACUCGGGCCCGGCCCUGAGCAACUACUUCCUGGAGUUUGUGCUGCAGGUGCCCGCCAGGCAGCUGGAUGGCCGUGUGCAGCUCUCCCACUCCAGCCUGCGCCAGCCCCAUGUGGACAGCAGCACCCACCUGAAGGUGCAGCUCAAUGGCCGGCUGCCCUUUGUGGCCGGCUGGCAGUGGACGGACACGUCCCGGGCCGCCCUGUGGAGGUGGGAAGGAGCCUGGAACCUGCAGAGUCCGUGGCUGGCCGUCUCUGCGGCUCACAGACUGUACUGGCCGCAGCGAGCCGUGUUCCAGUCAGCCCUGGAGCUGACGCUGGGCAAGGCCUGGACCCUCAAGGACCUGGUUGUCAGCGUGGCCUGCAGGAGCCAGGGGCGAGACCAGGAGGCCAAGAUCAAGGUCUCCACUGGGACCACCGUCCACCUCCGGGUUUCCACGGUGACAAGCUUGGCACCCAGCCUUUUCCGCAGCUGGAGUGAACUUGAGUCGGCCUGGGUUGGGGCAGUGCGGAGUGAGAUCCACGCCGAGGACAGCCAGGACCGGAAGCUCCUUCACUGCUGGGUGAAGGGCCCCCGGCGUGAGCUCAACCUCACGGCGGCCUACAGACACACGCGGGGGCCCCCAAAGACGCAGGUGUCGCUGGCAGCCCUGGGGCCGGGCGCUCGGGGCCUGCAGGUAGAGGGCGAGCUGGAGGAGGUGCAGCACAGCAGGGAGCUCUACCAGAAGCGGGGGUCGCUGGUCCUCAGGCACUCCUGGCACCUGCCUGUCCCGCGGAGCCUCCUGGUGCAGGAGGUGUUCACGGUGGACGAGCGCCAGCAGCGCUACUCCCUGGAGACCAGGCUCGUGCUGCACGGCCGGGAGGAGAUGCUACAGACCGUGGUCCUGGGCCGCCAGGCCGGACACCCCUAUGUCUGUGCGGGCCUGACCCACCCAUAUGACGGUGCAGCCAUCCCCAGGGACCUGGAGGGCUGCGUGGUUACGUGGAGUCAGCACACGGAUAAGAACAAGGAGGUCGAGGCCACUGUCCAGGUGCACCGGAAGGUUGUAUUGCACGUGAAGGGUUUGCUCCGCGACGGAUCUGAGCGCGAGGAAAUCCGGCACAGCCUGGCCUUGGACGUGGCCCAGUCCUGCCAGCCGAGGCUCCCCCGGACCCUCAGCUUGAAUGGGGAUGUGGUUUACCGUCGGAGGCCCCGAGGAGCGUUCGACUUCAGCUUUGGAGCCCAAGCUGCCAUCAACCACAGCGCUGCGUCCCAGGUGUCCGUCCGGCUGACCGGGUCUGACUCCCACUGCGCAGCUGUCUUCCAGCUCAGCCAUCCCCAGGCCCCCGCGGCUCCUGCAGACUUAGAGGUGCAGGUGGCUGCCGGGCGCCACAGGGAGCGCAGCCUCAACGUGUCCCUGGCCGUGCACGCGUCGGGCCACGAGCUACUUCUGCUGGAGGCCGCCGGGAGUCUGGCCGCCCGGAGAAGCGGCCGGGGCGGGGACGUGGCUGUCCUCCUGCGCCAGGCGGCACUCAGAGCCCCCAGGGCUGUGCGGCUGCAGCUGUCUGGCAGAAUCACCCCCACAAGGAUCUGGCUGCUUUCCAGGGCUCUGCUGGACCAGGACACGGCGCAGCUGCUGCUCCGGGCAUCUGAGGACCCACGGGGAGGCCACGUCCUGACGCUGCAGGGCCAAGCCCAGCGCACUGGGGCUGGCUGGGCGGCACUGCCCCACCUGCUGGGGCUCCAAGGCUCGCUGAAGUGGAAGGAGACAGUGCGCGAGGGUAGCAUCGUGGUCACUGCCGACUCGGCUGCGCUGAGCUUCCUCCUGCGGGACAAGCAUGGCACGGCAGGGAACAGCUCCAGUGUGCGCAGCGUCGCCUGCAUCUUCAGCCAGAACCGCAGCCAGGCCUGGCUGGGGGAGCUCCGGCUGAGAGGGCGGUGGUGGGCCCAGACCGGGGGCCUCCGGGGCCAGGCCAGUGUCCGAGCCGACAGGGCCAGCCUGGCCGUGGGUGGGGCCUGCACCUGGGGCCCUAGGCGUGGCCUGAGACACAACGUGAGCACGCUGAGGGACACAGGCCCCCGGCGCUGGGGCCUCUCCUUCUCUGUGGACGGCCACGGGCACUUCCAGGUGGGCGAGGAAGGGGCUGGGCCCGGCUCCCCCCAGAGGGCGGCAGGUGCAAAGCAGACCUACAGCUUGGCUGUUUCUGCCCAGAGCGUGGGACACCGUCUGGGAGCCGGGCUGGCCGUGGACCUGGAUGGUGAGCAGCUUCACACGGCCCUGGAGAGGACGAUGGAGAAUGGCAGUCAGGGACUGGCCCUCAGGCUGCACCGGGGCCUCUCCGGGCUGCUGGGCACCCUACCUGCCCGGCUGCAGGUCAGCUGCAGUGGAGAGGCCGUGCCCGCCAGGCUGUGGGGGCUGUGCCACGGGGCUGUCGCUGGGCAGCCCCUUGAGAUCUCCGUGGACCUUCGCGACGGCGGCUCUGGCUUUGAGCAUUCCGGGUGCCUCGCCGUGGGGCCCGCGUCUCUCAACCUCUCUGUGAGCGGCAGUUCCCACGAGGGGCGCCUGCAGCUCUCCGGCCGGAGCCAGCACAACAGUGAGACCCUGCUGCGGGCCGGCUUCCCGGGCGAGGCCCGCCUGGCCGCCGAGCUGCAGGUGCAUGAGACCCAGACGUUGGCCACCGUGGCCCUCCGUGGCAGCGAUGGCGAGGUCAUCGUAGACGCAGCAGCGCUGGCGACUGGGCCACAGGAGGGCGCGCUGGAGCUGGCAGUGAAUGCCAGCCACACGGUGCCUGCCCUGCAGAGGCUGGGCCUGCCCCGCGCCAGCCAGCUGCUGUUCCGGGGCCUCUGGGCCACCGAGGAGCUGAGCGCCUCCCUGCGGCUGACCUGCGAUGCUCGCGCCUGUGUGGGCCUCGAGGCCCGGGGCCAGAACCGCGUGGUGAGCAAAGAGCUGGUGCUGUCCGGCUGGCACCGCCUCCCUGCCCUCCUGGGCCUCUGCCCCAGCGCGGCCUCCGCCACAGCCAAGCUGCGGGGCACUGAGGGCGCAGCCGAGGCCACCCUCGGCAUCGGCGUGGAGGAGCGCCGCUUCCACGUUGGCGGCAGGCUGGAGGCCACGAGGGCCACCGUCACCAGCACCGUCAGCCUGGAGCAGACCUUCCCCCAGCUCCAGGUCCUCCCAGGGGAGCUGGUGCUGCAGACCACCUACGAGCGAGCCCAGGGCACCCGCGCCCUGCGCCAGACGCUGCUGUGGGAUGGCCAGCAGGUGGCGCUCAGCGGGAGCCUCUCCGGGCCCUUCCUCGAGCCCACCAGGAACCUCAGCUUGCAGGUGGAGCUUGUCCACCCGCUGCCGCUCCCCCUGCCCCGGCACUGCAGUCUCCGCCUGUCCUCAGAGCGCCCAGGCACUGGCCGCUGGGACCGCCUGGUUGUCGGCUGGGACGGCAGGGAGCAGGUGCUGGUCUCCUCCUCUCUGUGGCUGGGGCGGGGCCAGCUGGCCGCCCACCUGGACCUGGCUCACCCCUUCAACCUCACCUGGCAGCAAGUGGGGCUCGGGGGCCUGGCCGAGAGCAGGGGCGGCAGGCAGAGCCGGCAGGUGCAGCUAACCUGGAACAGAGGGCCGCCCGUGACCCUGCAGCUCACCUGGGCCAACACGUCCUCCACACACAGCACGGCCUGGGCUGGCUGCCUGGCCGCCUCCCCGGGACAGCUCCGGCAAGCCUGGGGCCUGAGCACCCUCCAGGCCUGCGGGGCCCUAACACAGACCCCAGCUGUGGUUAGUGAGUGGCUCCAGCUGGCCUGGGGCCAGACCCGGGUGCAGCAGAACGUGACCUGUGAGGUGCCCCGGCCGUCCGGGGCGGGCACGAUCCGCAUCGAGGCCGGGCUGCAGCGCGUGCUCACCGCCCCCUGCGCCGAGCCGAGCUCCUGGGCAGGUGUGGGGAUCGGCUCCCCGCCUCCGCCGCUCCCGGACCCUGCGCUCACCCUGGACCAUGCUGGGCUGCCCCUGGGUUCCCCCUGCCAGCGAGGCCUCGCCCCAGACCCGGACCGCGGCCUGCAGCUCAGCCUGACCCUCCGCAACCGCAGUGGGCCCCACUCGCCCGACUUCUCCGGGGACCUGGAGCUGCGAGGCCCCCAGGCUCAGUGGGUGGGCCUGCGCGGCCGCGUCUCUGCCUCAGCUGCCAGAAGCCUGGUCGUGCUGGAGGGAACCACGGGCGGCAGAGCAGAGCACGUGAGGCUGUCCGCGGCCACGUCCCACGCCCCGCGCUGUCUGCAGGUCUCCCUGGCCCAUGAGGAGGGGAGCAGAGACGAGAGCGUGGUGCUGCGGGCGUGCGCCCACGGGCGGGCGAUGGAGGCGGAGGCGCUGCUUCAGGACGGCGCGCGGCUGCAGCCCCUGGGCCGCCUGACCCUGCAGGCUGCCAACCAUAGUCUCCUCCUGGCGGCGCGCGGCUGCCCGGGGGCCCUGCUGGGCCACGUGGAGUCCAGGAUUGCUGCGGUUGGAUCCCGGGUGCGGGCCCAGCUGGAGGAGAGGGUCCGAGGCUUGGCUGCCUACCUGAGAAGGUUCCAGCCCCCGGCACGGCCGGUGAGGGCCCUGGGCGGCGUGCCAGGCCUCCUGCUGCAGCUGUCACAGGCGUGGCUGGAGGCGGUGCAGGUGAGCGGUCAGGUGGCUGCCACCGUGUGGGGUCGGAGCCAGGCCAGGCGGGUGCUGACACAGGCCCUGCCCCUCUACCUGGAGCAGCUGCAGGCGGCGCUGGACCAGCUGCAGCAGGAGCUGGACCGCCCCCUGGCCACGCUGAGAGAUGCCUACCUGGAGGUGACGCUGCGACCCCUGGACGAGGUGUGGCGGGAGCGGGCCGAGGAGGCUGUGCGGCACCUGCGGGCCUGGGUGCCAGGGCCCGUCGAGGCGGCCUUGCGGGCCGUGAAGGGCGCCCUGGAGCUGGCCGGCCAGCAGAGCCUGACGUGGGCCGAGGCCACCGUCUCGCGGGCACUGAGGCGGCUGUGUGGCCCCCUGCUGCGCCUCUACAGCUUCUCGGCCAGGAACUUCUCGGUGCUGGUGACUGUACCACUGCUGCCUGCAGGGGACGAGCCCUGGGACGCGGCCCGGGUGGCCAGCUACCUGGUGGAGGAGAAGCUGCUGCGGCCGCUCCGUGCGCUGUACGGCGCCAACGUGCCGGCCGCCUUCUACAGGCUGCGCCACCGCCUGCUGGGGAGUCCCGCCGAGUACCAUGCCGUGGUGGCCGGGGCCCGACACGUGGUGACCUUCGACGGCCAGGUAUGGGGUCUCCAUGCCCGCUGCGGCAGCCUCGUGCUGGCCCAGGACUUGGCUCGCCACACGUUCCUGCUGACGCUGAGCUGGGAUGGCUCCGGGCUCCCGGCCCUGUCCGUGGAGCUGCAGAACACGACCCUCACUGUCUACCCCACUCUGAAGACCUACAGCCUCUACCACCCCUCGCUGCCUGGGGGCAGCUGUCCCGACCCGGCUCUGCCUCCUGCCACGAGGGGGCGCCACGGCCCCCGGAUCGAGCUGAGCGAGGAUGGCGUCUCUGUCUCAUGUGACCUGCGAGCCGGCCUCUGCAGCCUGACACUGGGCCUCUGGCACCACGGUGCCUCCGCGGGCCUUCUGGGCACCAACAACAACGAGGCUGGCGAUGAGCUGACGCUGCCCGAUGGCACCGCGGCCAGCAGUCUGGAGGAGCUCACCCGUGCCUGGCAGGUGGGUGGGGACUGCGAGACCCCAGAGAAGACGCAGCCGGCGUGCUCGGGCCAGGGGCCCACCUGCCAGGCCUUCUUCCAGGACUCCAGGUCCAGUCUGGGGAACUGCUUUCAGGUGGUGGACCCCACCCCCUUCCUGAGCCUGUGCCUCCAGGAAUCCUGUGGUCCCCAGGAGCGCCAUGCUGCCUGCACCCUGGCGGCCGCCUACAUCCACCUGUGCGCCCGGGGCUCUGUGCCCCUCCACCUGCUUCCCCAGUGCGUGAGGAAAAGCUCUCAGCUGUCCAGACCUGAAAGGCGUAUCAUUAAGAAAAAGAGCGCCCCCGUUCAUCUGGGGACCAAGGUCAGCCCCAGCACGCCCUUCCAGCCGGACAUCAAGUACCAGAAGCUGGGCGAGCACACACUGGGCAGGACGUGGUGCUGA
This is a messenger RNA of Lepus europaeus (European hare), 9915 nucleotides long. RefSeq lists its product as uncharacterized. Bases 1 to 9915 code for a protein of 3304 amino acids. Lineage: Eukaryota; Metazoa; Chordata; Mammalia; Lagomorpha; Leporidae. Gene Ontology annotation, biological process: lipid transport. Gene Ontology annotation, molecular function: lipid carrier activity. The record is from RefSeq and is a predicted model, not a curated record. The transcript has 67 exons.